This is a messenger RNA of Leptinotarsa decemlineata (Colorado potato beetle), 2726 nucleotides long. RefSeq names its product DNA mismatch repair ATPase Mlh1 (gene Mlh1). Gene Ontology annotation, biological process: mismatch repair. NCBI's taxonomy places the organism in Eukaryota, Metazoa, Arthropoda, Insecta, Coleoptera, Chrysomelidae. Gene Ontology annotation, molecular function: ATP hydrolysis activity; ATP-dependent DNA damage sensor activity; ATP binding. Gene Ontology annotation, cellular component: MutLalpha complex. The record is from RefSeq and is a predicted model, not a curated record.
GAAUCACUCUAUCUAUUGAAAAACCUGCAUUAAAAUCCGUUGGGUAGUUUUAAAUAUUUAAGCAUACAUAGGGAUAGACAACGGGAAGCGGCUUUGUUCUAUACUAUGUGAUGAUAUAUAUUUCAUGUCUCGAAAGCUUGACAUAUAACAAAGAGUUUUAUUUGUAACAGCCUAGCUAUUGACUGCAACCUCACAAAUUGAUUCGAUUAAUAGUCAAUCCAGUCACUAAUACUUUUGCCAUGUUGUUUUUCUGUAUGUGAAAUGUGACUACAGAACACUUUGAAUCAACAAGUGUUCUAUCUGUGGUUUGUGCCUGUGUUUCUGUCAAAGAUCAUUUGGUUCCGUGUUCCUUAUUCAAAUGAGAACAAAAAAGUGGUUUCAAAUUUGAAAAUGAAAUAUUCAUGUUCCCAUUAAACUAUUAAACAUUAAUGGAUCUCACACAGAGUAACCAUGAAUAUGGAAGUACCUCCAAUAAUCAAAUUAGAUGAAGACGUAAUAAAUCGCAUUGCUGCUGGAGAAGUUGUGCAACGCCCUGCAAAUGCUUUAAAAGAACUAAUUGAAAAUAGCCUCGAUGCUGAAGCUACAAACAUACAAAUCACUAUUAAAGACGGAGGAAUGAAGUUACUUCAGAUUCAAGAUAAUGGUACUGGAAUAAGAAAAGAAGAUUUUGAAAUAGUUUGUGAACGUUUUACAACCUCAAAGCUGAAGGAAUUUGAAGAUCUACAUAAAAUAUCAACAUAUGGAUUUAGAGGCGAAGCUUUGGCUAGCAUUUCUCAUAUUGCCCACUUGACUAUAAUUUCAAAAACUAAGAAGGAUAUUUGUGCUUAUCAUUUCAGAGCACAUUUCAUAGAUAGUAAGCUGCAAGGUAAUCCUAAACCUACAGCUGGUAACCAGGGAACUAUAAUAACUGUUGAAGAUUUGUUUUAUAAUAUGAUGGUGAGAAAAAGAUCGUUGAGGUCUCCUGCAGAAGAAUAUCAGAAAAUUUCGGAAGUUGUCAGCAAAUAUGCUAUUCAUAAUGCUAGAGUUGGUUUUGCCUUGAAAAAAGCUGGCGAGAGCAAUGAUAUAAGAACUCCACAAAAUUCAUCACAUAUUGAUAACAUCAGAACCAUAUAUGGAAAUGCAAUAGCCCGAGAACUGAUUGAUUUUUCAUUAGAAAAUGAACCUUUCAAAUUCAAAGUGAAAGGAUACAUAACAAAUGUUAAUUAUUCAACAAAAAAAUUUCAGUUCUUAUUAUUUAUCAACCACAGAUUGGUUGACUGUCAAAGUUUGAAAAAAUGCAUUGAUCGAGUCUAUACAACAUAUUUACCCAAAAACACUCAUCCUUUUGUUUAUUUGAGUCUUGAAUUGGAACCAUCCAAUAUUGAUGUAAACGUACACCCUACAAAGCAUGAGGUCCAUUUUUUAAAUGAAGAGCAAAUAGUUGAAUGUAUUACAAGUGCUUUGGAGACAAAGUUACUAGGAUCAAACAACUCUCGCAGUUUUUUCACACAGGCAAAAUUACCAAAAUCACUACAAAUAGAAGCUAUCGAGUUUAAAAGAGACGAAAGUGAUACUUCAACUAAGCAGAUUAAGCCCAAUUCUAUAGUCAGAACAGAUGCUCGAGAACAAAAGUUGGAGAAAUUUUUUGGUGAACCUUCAAGCAAAAAAGUUGAAGAUAUUAAAGAAAAAAAUCCUAAUGAAUCUCUCACAGAAGAAGAAUACCAAAAACAUAACGAGUCAUUCUUAAAAAGAACAGAAAAUUUAGAAAGUAAGAUUUUGAACAAAACGGAGGAUAUUUUUACUGAUCCAGAAAUAGAAUAUAUUGAACAAAAAAAGGAGCAAAUUGAAGAAAUACAAGAAAAGUCGAAAGACAAGUGUUCAACCAAGCAACAGACUACUAAUAAACCACUUACAACUGAUUUCAUAAAAAAAAUCACAAGAGUUGAAACUAAAUUAACUAGUGUCCUACAGUUAAGAAAAGAAAUUGAAGACACAUGCCACAGAGCAUUAAGAGAAAGUUUUUCCCAGCAUGUUUUUGUUGGUGCCAUAAAUCCAUCUCAAGCGCUGAUCCAGUACAGUACUAAACUGUUCCUUUGUAACACAAAGACCAUUCUGAUGGAGCUGUUCUACCAGUUCAUUAUGUACAACUUUCAGAAUUUAGACACAUACAUAUUUUCAAAUAAAAUUUCACUUUAUGAAUUAUCAUUAAUUUGCUUGGAGUUACCUGAGGCUGGAUGGACACCAGAAGAUGGAGACAAAAGUGAACUUGCAAAGCGUAUUACAACAGUUUUGUCUGACAAAGCGCCAAUGCUCCUUGAUUACUUUUCAAUAAAUAUUGAUGAGUCAGGAAAUAUCUGUAGCAUACCCAUUUUGCUUGAUGAAUAUAUGCCGGAUCCUAAAGCUCUUCCAAUGUACAUUGUACGAUUAGCUACUGAAGUGAAUUGGGAUUCAGAAAAGGAAUGCUUCCAAACAUUUGCUCGUGAAACUGCGCAGUUUUAUGCAGAAGUAUCUGAAGAGCCUAAUCAAACUGGGAAAGAUUGGCGAUGGGUUACUGAACAUGUGCUCUAUCCUGCCAUAAAAGAGUAUUUCAUUCCUCCAAAAAGCUUUAUAGAAAAUGCAGCCAUUCUGGAAAUAACAAGUCUUCCGAAUUUGUACAAAGUAUUUGAAAGAUGUUAGUUAGGUUUUGCAUAUUGUUAAUAAAAUAUCAGUUGAAAAAUAACAUUUAUUCAUUUUUUGGUUGUAUAAAA